AUGCCUCAGAUCACGGAAAUUUUCUUCGACUGCGACAAUACAUUGGUCCUCUCUGAGGAACUGGCCUUUGAGGCCUGCGCCGACUUGGCCAAUGAGAUUCUCGAGAAGCAAGACAUCCCUGAUCGCUACACCGGUGACCAACUGAUCAAGGACUUCGUCGGUCAGAACUUCCGUGGGAUGAUGAUGUCGCUUCAGUCUAAGUACAACUUUGAGUUGCAGCCGAAUGAAUUGGAGGGCUAUGUGAAAAAGGAAGAGGACAAGGUGAUUGCCAAGCUUGAGGCCAAGGCUCUGCCUUGCGUCGGUGCUAGUGAGGAAUUGAUCAAGGUCUUUACCUCAAAGAAGUAUGGUCUUGCGGUAGUUUCAUCCUCCGCUCUGCGCCGCGUUCAGGCUUCUAUCAAAAAGGUCGACCAGGAUAAAUACUUCGACCAUGACAGGGUCUUCAGUGCGGCCAGCUCUCUCGAAAAGCCCACUUCUAAGCCUGACCCUGCUAUCUACCUGCAUGCACUGAACUACGUGAAAAAGACUGCCGGCGAAACCGUUGCUGUAGAGGACAGCAAGUCUGGUGCCCUUGCUGCGAUUCGUGCCGGUAUCUGGACCAUCGGAUAUGUUGGCAGCUAUAAUGGUGCUGAAAUGCAGGAGGAGAUGAGCCAGCGUUUAACGGAGCUUGGUGUACACAUCAUUAUGAAGGACUGGACUGAGUUUGAGAGUUGCAUGAAGUACAUCGAAUCCCUCCCGCCCAAGGAUUCCAACCAGUCCAGCCUGUGA
Molecule: messenger RNA, 765 nt
Organism: Penicillium malachiteum
Lineage: Eukaryota; Fungi; Ascomycota; Eurotiomycetes; Eurotiales; Aspergillaceae
Product: HAD family hydrolase
Exons: 2
Coding region: 1-765 (254 amino acids)
Source: RefSeq, a predicted model, not a curated record